AUGAGCCUAUACGCAAACGCUUCUAUUGCAAGCAUCAACACGACAUCCACUCCAGCAAUAUUUCAACCAAAAUCAAAAGUGGAGAAAUUUUUCGUCUUCCUCUCCAUUGCAGAGAUCCUCAUCAUCCUUAUGGCGCUAAUCGGCAACUUCGUGGUCGUGUAUUCAUUCAUCGUAUCCACUAAACUACGAACAAGUGUUACAAAUUAUUUCGUAGUCUCUUUGGCGAUAUCCGAUUUACUAACUUCAGGGUUAGUGAUGACGUUUAAAGUGGAAUACACUCUAAACAGUUACAAAUGGAAGCAUGGCAAGUUCGAGUGCGGUCUCUAUACUACCAUGUAUCUACUGGCGGUGCCAAGUUCCGUUAUAAAUCUUUGCGCUGUCACGGUAGAUCGUUACUUGGUUCUGAGGUUGCCUCUUCACUACGCCUCCCUUAUGACUCCAAGGAGGGCAGUUUCUAUAAUCUGCUGCGUGUGGAUGUACGCACUCUUUUGGGCGUGUCUACCUUUCAUGGGCUGGAGAUUUCAUGUACCCAUAAUUCAAAACGGCCAGUGCUACUUUGUGAAUACAGCAGCCUAUAAUAUCACAGUCAAUGUCAUGAACUUUUUACUACCAAUGAUAUUCAUGGCAAUAUUUUGGUCUCUUAUCUGCUCCAUUGUCCUUCGGCACCGUGAAAGGGUUAGAGAACAAGAAACAAAUAUUUCUUUCAACACGAACGAAUCUGCAUGUUAUUCUACCAACACUCUGUGCAUCGGAAAUGCCGCGACAUCGAUGCAACUUGAACCGAUUGCCAGAAAAAAAAAGGCUGGAAAGAAAAAAAUGCAGCGAAAUUUUAGUGGAUGUCGAUACAUUGGAAUCAUUGUCAUGCUAUUUUACAUUUGUUGGCUGCCUUACGUGACAUUAAGUUUGAUUGCAAACAUUUGUCUGUCGUGCAUUAAAUCGCCUAUCACGUUAACACUGUCUGAGACAUUCGUCGCGUUAGGGUUUUUAAACUCCGCUCUAAAUCCAUUUUUUUAUCCAUUCCACGACAAACGGUUCAAGGAAGCGUUUAGAGACAUUUGGAAGAAACUGCGAAGUAAGAGUUUCUUAAAGGUGUUACAUCGCAAAGAGAAAGUUUUGGAGGUAGCGAGACUGGAAAUCGUAGUCCGUGGUCAGUGA
Molecule: messenger RNA, 1155 nt
Organism: Pocillopora meandrina
Lineage: Eukaryota; Metazoa; Cnidaria; Anthozoa; Scleractinia; Pocilloporidae
Source: the annotation of a GenBank genome assembly